This is a messenger RNA of Brettanomyces bruxellensis, 732 nucleotides long. RefSeq names its product Proteasome subunit beta type-6 (gene PRE7). Lineage: Eukaryota; Fungi; Ascomycota; Pichiomycetes; Pichiales; Pichiaceae. Gene Ontology annotation, cellular component: proteasome core complex. Bases 1 to 732 code for a protein of 243 amino acids. The record is from RefSeq and is a predicted model, not a curated record. The transcript is spliced from 2 exons.
AUGCAACAAAGUACACUUUUGAAUACUGAGUAUUCGACUGAUGUUCAGCAAGAGCCUAUAGAGCACAGAUUCAAUCCAUAUCAGGAUAAUGGUGGUACCAUCUUGGGAAUUGCCGGAGAGGAUUUUGCUGUUUUAGCCGGAGAUACAAGACAGACGGUUGGAUACAGUAUUGAUUCCAGAUACGAGCCGAAAGUGCACAAUGUUGGCGAUAAUCUACUUUUAUCAGCGAAUGGAUUUUCCGCAGAUGGUGUUCAAUUGGUGAAGGUGUUUCAGAAUCAGCUUAAAUGGUAUCAUUUUGACAACAACAAGGAUAUGUCCGUCGAUAGUGCCGCCAGAUUAAUUCAACAUUUGCUUUAUGGAAAGAGAAUGUUUCCAUACUAUGUGUCUACAAUAUUGGCUGGUCUUGACAAAGAGGGAAAAGGUGCAAUAUACUCGUUUGACCCAGUUGGAUCAUAUGAAAGAGAGCAAUGUAGGGCAGGUGGAGCUGCUGCCUCAUUGAUUAUGCCUUUUCUUGAUAAUCAGGUGAAUUUCAAGAAUCAGAUGGAUCCAGAGAGCAACGGAACAAAGCAGAGACCCAUAAAAUAUCUUAAGUUAGAUGAGGUGAUUCAAUUGGUUAGAGAUGCCUUCACUUCAGCAACUGAAAGACAUAUAGAAGUUGGUGAUGGUCUUCAGAUUCUUGUGGUUACAAAAGAUGGCGUUAAGACAGAGUACUAUCCAUUAAAGAGAGAUUGA